GGAUGGCUUUGCUAGAGGAGCUCGGAAAGUCACCACAAACCGUUUGUCCAUUCAGUACUAGUUCGCCUUGCACCCCGAUAGGUGGUUUUCGAGCGUUGCCGUCGUCGGUCGAGUGUGACGUAUCUCGUUGUCAGGGGGUCUCCGUCGCGUCAUUGUACACCUUUUACCUGGCUACUUCGAUUACUGGUGCGCGCUACAUACGAAACGGACCUCAGCGAUUGUAGAUUACGUGUGACUGUAUUUGUGUUAUGGCGUGGCGAUGAAGGUACUGCAGAUCUUGUAAGCGUCCAUCAAUUGCCAUCUGAAGUGUUUAAAGGUGCGGAAUCUGUAUACAUGACAGUGUUUUAGAACCAUGCUGAAUUUCGAUCGUGACGAGUGGAUCCAAUAAAUUUUCCGAGAUGCGUCUGUCGGCCAGGAUUAAAUGCUUCAGAUAUCUGGUUUAUGCCUAUAUUGUUCUGAUUUCGAUUUGUGGUGGCGCCCAGCUGGUGAUUGGCGCGUUCCUGUUAUGGACCCAUCGACAGUAUUCGGCCAUAGUUAACGACCAGUUUUGGGAACCCUUCGCCGUCAUCAUCGCACUGGGACUAGUUGCCCAACUGAUCUGCUACUUCGGAUGGACGUCCACGAGCAAAAAGCACCGAUGCUACUUAGGAACGUUCUGUGCAUUUCUAGUGAUACUAAUUGUGGUCCAGUUUCUCAUCAGUGGCUGGGCGGUCGCAACGAAACAGCAACUCCUGACACCCGCCGAGCUGGCCAUCGAAACCAGCUUCGGGCAGUUCAUUGCCACGCCAGGUGCCAUCACCGAUCCGACGCACAUCUGGAACCGGUUGCAGCGGGAUCUUCAAUGCUGCGGGAUUAACAAUGUCCACGACUACAAGAAGGAGAAACAGAAGCAGCUGGGUCUUCCCUGGUCCUGCUACAAUCCGGUCGAUAGCAAGAUCUACGAGGUCGGAUGCGCACAUGUUCUGGUGAAAAACGUCGAGAUGGACAUCGUCAAAGUAGCCAUCGUUGCGAUAUCAUCCGCGUUAAUACAGAGUCUCGGCAUCUUCUGCGUGAUCCAGCUGGUGAUGCUCCUAAAACGGCCCAAACUGACCCUCCCCAACGGCAACAGCCACUCGCUGCGGAUCAAGCGACCGCGUGAAAUGGCACCACUGGCCACCAGCACGAUCGCUUCCACAUCCAGCGGCAUGACGUCGCACACGAUGACCGUCUCGUCGUUGGGCCCAACUGCUCCAACCGCUCAUAGCAGUGCCAGCAGCACCAUGCUGAAGCCUCCGAUCGCACAGAAACCGAUUGUGCCCAAAAUCGAACACCCGAUCAUCAAAUAGCAGUACGCCACCCCAGGGGGAUGUAUUCUUUGAGUUGCAUUUUUGAACGAUUUUUACUUUCUCGUUUCCGGUAGGUAGACUGUGCGAAUGUGUAAAGUUAUUGUAGGAUUAAAUAGAAGGGGGGCGUAAGUGACUUUCGAAUGCUCCUCGGAGGACUCAUCGCUUAGACAUUUAGAUUUAGGAGACACAAAAAAUCCAGCCAUCUCGUCCAUUAUUGAUGUACUUAGAAACGCGUUGAUAACGUUUUCCGAUUUUAAUGAUAAACGAGAGUACUUAUCGCUGCUACGUUUGCGUUGAUGUAGAAGUGUAGUUUGUAAGGUUCAUCGAUUUAGCCGUUAUCUAUUUUUUUCCACCACGCUUAUAUCCGACUUGCGACAGUGAAGUAUUUCUACGAUUACCUACCGCUAUACAGAGAAAACAAAAUUCUGAGCAGAAUUGCUCGAUUCCGAAUAUGACAGGACGAAGGCAUGCAUAAGUAUGUUUUAGUGGAUCAGGAAAUAUUUUUAAUAAAAUUCAAUAAUGAUUUAGAAA
Molecule: messenger RNA, 1856 nt
Organism: Aedes aegypti (yellow fever mosquito)
Lineage: Eukaryota; Metazoa; Arthropoda; Insecta; Diptera; Culicidae
Gene: TM4SF
Product: CD63 antigen
Exons: 5
Coding region: 399-1325 (308 amino acids)
Biological process (GO): protein maturation; protein localization to plasma membrane
Cellular component (GO): membrane
Source: RefSeq, a predicted model, not a curated record